UCCCUUGCGAGUCACACUUUCGCUGCGCCGACACAGCGACGCCGGACGAUGCAUCGCCACUCCCUCGGAUCGCCGGCCACCAAGCCCCAGCCGGCCGGAGGAGAAGGCGGCAGCGAUGAGAUCGAGCAGGAUAAGCGGAUUCGAUGGUGCCCGCGAGCAGAUAGAUCCAUCCACCUCAUCCCUCUGCUCACCCUCCUCUGCCUUCUCGUCCUCUACCUCAUCUCCCACAACCCUUCCCCAAAAGAUUUGGAGAUUUUCAGUGGCCGGGGCAGAGGCGCAGCCCUGGGAGAUGAACCCAAAGAGGUUUCGGCGGUAGUGCGGGCGUCGGCGGUCAUUAGCGACCGGGGUUUGAAGGCGGCGGAGGCGGUGGGAGGACGAAGGAGCAGGGUCUUGCCGAAUCGGAAAAUGGGGGCCACACUCCCCCGCAGGAACCUAAGACUUCGAAAACCGGAGUAGCUCAACGCUGCGGUUUCCCCUUGAAGGUUUGUAAUGCUACUUGUUCUCAGUUCGUCGUUGUUAAUAUCAUUUUUCUUUUAAUUUUCAUUCCGAUAUUUUCUUGAGAGAUUUGUAAGUAGAUGCUUUUUGUUCAUUUCGCCGAUCGCAUGCCUCGAUUUAGCUUGAUUUUUUGUAUUAAAAAAGAAAAAAAGAAAGGAAGAGAGGGAGAAGUCAUAGAUAGGGUUGUUCUAUGAUGCUACCGUGCGCCCAAGAUUAGAUGCCCAGAUCGUCUUCAGCGGAAGCGACGAGGCGGAUGGAAAAUGGCCGUUGUUGUCCGGAAAUGAGCUGGCAACAACUGGCCACAUUACCAUUAAUGAACCUUGUUACUUGAAGACAGGUCGCCAGUUGGGCCCUGAUAUAAAUAUGUGACCUUUUGAUUUUGUUUUAAAAAUGCCCGAUU
Messenger RNA from Zingiber officinale, 895 nucleotides. RefSeq lists its product as uncharacterized. The transcript is spliced from 3 exons. Bases 49 to 456 code for a protein of 135 amino acids. The record is from RefSeq and is a predicted model, not a curated record. Lineage: Eukaryota; Viridiplantae; Streptophyta; Magnoliopsida; Zingiberales; Zingiberaceae.